UAGUUUUCAAAACUUUCUAAUUGAAACUGAUAUCACAGUCAUUAAUAAAAAAAAAACUUAAACAAAAUGAAAUUCUUAGUAGCUUCCUUGCUAGUUGUUGUCCUUUUGAUAGUUUGCCCCAGCAGCCUGGCAGCUAAAAUUUGUGUUUCCAAUGUAGAGACUUGCAAUGAUAAUGUUCCUGUCUGUGGUCGUUUUGGUGGUUCCAAUUUGUGCAAAAACUUUAAAAAUCGCUGUGAAUUUGAGAUUUUCAAUUGUGCUAGCAAAACUCCUUAUAGGAUUGUUAAUGGCAAUAUGUGCACUGGCAUUCCCGUGAAUACUCGCACAUUUUGUAAUGGUCUCCAAAAUGGUCCCGUUGUGGGUGGUGGUAAAUUCCCUCACUGGUAUGGUAAGAAACCUGGUUUUGGUGGAUGUAAAGGCAAAAAGUGCGGUGGACACAAAGGUGGUGUUGAAGUUCAACCUAUUGUUAUUAAUCGUGGUAAAUAAAUGGAGCAGAAAUAAAGUUUAAAUUUUGUAGUAC
Messenger RNA from Lucilia cuprina (Australian sheep blowfly), 517 nucleotides. RefSeq lists its product as uncharacterized. NCBI's taxonomy places the organism in Eukaryota, Metazoa, Arthropoda, Insecta, Diptera, Calliphoridae. The transcript has 2 exons. Bases 67 to 483 code for a protein of 138 amino acids. The record is from RefSeq and is a predicted model, not a curated record.